Molecule: messenger RNA, 393 nt
Organism: Bathycoccus prasinos
Lineage: Eukaryota; Viridiplantae; Chlorophyta; Mamiellophyceae; Mamiellales; Bathycoccaceae
Exons: 1
Coding region: 1-393 (130 amino acids)
Source: RefSeq, a predicted model, not a curated record
AUGCCGCGAGAAAACCCAGCGACGUGUCGCGACGUCCAGUGCCCCGACCACGUCUUGAAAGCCAUCUACUCCCAACAACACAUCGUCGAAGUUUCGGAGAGCGACGAGUCGCACUCGAAACGAGUCGUCAUCGACGACGAGUUGAGACGAAAGAAACUGGAAGAGUACGACGAAAACUUGAAGAAAUGGUGGGAAGAAUACGCGGCGAGAAAGAACAGCGAGGACGAGGAACACGUGUGCGACUCUCUGUUGUACGACUUUUCGCACCUGCCGAGGACGACGCCGGCGCCGAACUUUUUGGAAGAUCGAGUCGUGAAGACGUUGGGCGCGAAGGAAGUCGUGCACAAGACGACGACAGAGGCGACGGGGACCCAAACGACGACGGGGAAAUAG